AUUGUAGCAGAGCGAGAGAGAGAGAGAGAGAGAGAGAGAGAGAGAGAGAGCAGCCCUCCUACAGCAGCCUGUUAGCCCACCACCAUGGAUGUCAAACUGCUGGCACUGAUGGCUCUGCUGGCCGUGGCCACAUAUGUACCAACCACCAAUGCAAAGCCCAUCAGUCUGGUUGAGCGGUGUUGGUGUCGUUCCACCCUCAACACGGUUCCUCAGCGCUCCAUCAAGGAGCUCAAGUUCCUCCACACACCCAACUGCCCCUUCCAAGUCAUUGCAAAGCUGAAGAACAACAGGGAAGUUUGCAUCAACCCAGAAACCAAGUGGCUGCAGCAGUACUUAAAGAACGCCUUUAACAAGGUGAAAAAAUCCAGGAGACGCAAUAUCAAGAAAAACUAAACACACGGGGCCAGUGUCAAACCUGUAUACCUCCCUGUCACUGCUAUGGAUGCUUGUAAACACGCUGUAUGUACCUGUCCACCUCUGUGGACCGCUUGCAGAACCAGCACUUCACCGCAAAACCGUGCCGUCCCCAUCACCACCACCGUUCCCCUCUGGACGCCCAGAAAGCCACAUGUAAUGCCCGUUAUCGUCCCUGUCUGAUGUCAGAUAUAUGUGUGUGUGAGUGCUGAGAGAGAGAGAGAGAGAGAGAGAGAGAGAGAGAGAGAGAGAGAGAGACAGACUGUGUGUGUGUGUGCGUGUGCGUGUGUGUGUGUGUGUGUGUUUGAAUGUGCUUCACAUGAACUAACCCUUGAUUGUGCUUCUGUACAUAGUAUUUUGUUACUUCACACAGCUAUGAAGGUGAGCUUUCUGUCUCACACGUAAGGUUUUGUGGGUAAUGCUACCUUCAUGGUCCUGUCUACACAAUCAAAAUUUGGUUUGACAAACUGAACAAGUGGAUCAUUCACAAGUGAGAAUGAUCAGGUGUAUUUACAGCAAUACAAUUACCUCAACUUUAAUGUUUUUCAAAAAGAGUGAAAUCUAUUUACUUUUUCAUCACAUUUUCAUUUACAGUACAAAUUCAUUUAGGAUGGGGACGUUACCGACUAAUGUAAAAGCUUCUACUGCUACAAUUUGAACGUGACAUUACUCCAAGACCGAGGGGUCAUGAGACAGACUUAGAGGCUCAGCAGUAAGGUUAACCCUCCACAAGCGGUGGCCAGUCAGGGCAGGCUAUGCUACCACAGGUCUUGCAUUGUCUUUAAGCUUGAUGCAGGAACAAAACAGAGAAGAAGCUCACGCAAACUGUUGGAGAAACACGCACUGAUCUAAUGGUGCUAUAUACUCUCUAUAAAGGUUCAAAGCCUUUGACAUAAUUGUAUUUCACUGUUUAUGCAAGAUUUAAGACGGGAUGUUGUGACGUCUCUGUAUUAUAUGAAACACAAUUAUGUUCUAACCAGUCACAAAAUACUUAAAGGGCUGUUGUUGGAGUUUGAAGUGGAAAGUUGAAAUGGAAAGCUGAUGCAAUGCUGAUGUGAAGGCCAUACGGUGCCGAUAAAGACGAGAAAGAAGUGGAAUAAAACACUUAUCAAUGCAGCUUUUUUUUUUUUUUUUUGUUGAACAUAUCAGUAAACAAAGACCAAAUAUUUAUUCGGUUAAACAUACAACAUGAAGAAACCUGUGAAAUUCAAAAUGCAUUUCAUUUAUUUUUAGAAGAAGUUAGAAGAACAUUAUAAUUGUGAACAGUUUUUUUUUUUACACCUUAUCAAAGGGACUGGGUAAAUGUAUGUCAUGACAACUGAGCAAUUUAAUGGCAAUAUAUUCAUACCAACACCUGUCCUUGGUAGGAAUAAAAAGCUAAUAAGCUUUCACAUAAAACAUUAAGCUGAAUGAUAAAUGUCACAAAGGGAAUGUUUGUGGAGGCAAAAAGAAAGUUUUUGAUCAUACUUUUUUUAUAUAUAUAUUUGAGCCACUUUAUUAUCAGAUGUGACUUUUAUAUGUAAUGGUUUUAUUUUUAUAUUGUGUAUAAUUUUACUAAAUCUUUUUUAAUGCAAUGUACAGUAGGCAGUAGCUACUAAAUGAAGGCUAUUCCAUAAAAUGCUAGAAACAGUAUUAAACUUAAUUUUUUAAGGUUUCCUGCAAUAUUUCAACGCUAUCUGUUGACAUUUUUUACAGUGUGGAUGCAAAAAUCAGCCAAACAAAAUAAACUUUGCCGUUCUGGUUUGAUGUUCUCACCACAUCGUUUCCAUAUCUGAGAAGUUAAAUGGGUGUGCUGAAUAAAAUCUGUGAAGUCCGACACACACAAACAAAAGACAAUGUCAUCGUGUGACAUGAGUCAGGAAAAUAUGCAGCUCAGCCCACCAGUCGUCCCCUGUCGAACACUUGAUUUGAUUUUUUUAUAGCAUUACUGGGGUUGAUGUAUGAUGUGUCAAUAGAGCCACCGGGCCAAGACAGAACAAAACCUCUGAGCUGAGAGCUGAGCAACCAACAUGUGCUUUCAAUCUGGACACUCCCAGAACCCCACAGGCUUUCAUUCAGUUUCACUCAACUGCUGCCAUGCCGCAAAAUUAGAGCCUGUUUUUUUUCCCCCUCUAAAAUCGUAGUGGUCCUGGUGGUUGUAGUAAUUGUUAUGGUCUUUGUUUUGUUUUACGUGGUCUAUUUGCUGACUGACUUGUAACAGGUGAUAAUCUUAUCAAUUUGCAGCUAAUACUACAAUAAACCUGUAAGGGUAAUUUAUUUCCCAUUAAUGGAAUAGAAGCUAAUGGACAUUAAUUUUAUAUUAUUACAUUAGAAAACAGUGUAGUUACUGUAAAGUUCAACCUUUCUUAAAUACGAUGUGCUAAUUAUCUCAAUAACAGGAAAAAUAUUACGUCAUUUAAAAGUGGUAAACUUAAUUAAUUAAUGGGAAAUGUUUACCACACUGUUAGCAGCAUUAGUUUCAUUAAUGAUUUAUGUAAAUGAGACACAUUUGUAACAAUAACUAAUUAGCUGUACUAAACAGACUUAAAGGGCAUUUCUAUAAUACCGUGGUCCCAUUUAUCCCCCGUAGUGUUAGUGCCACACUCAUUAAACAAUCACUGUGGGCAACAUUUACUGGUAGUAUGAUUAAAGUGCAUCAGCCAAAUAUACAGACAGUUUGUAUUAUCCUGCAUUAAUGCCACCAGAGCUUUUACGAUGUACAUUUCAGACUAAAAUGUGCAGAACAGUUUCAAAUGUCAAAAUACAUUCAGGUUCACAUCUACUUGACAUUAGUGUGUUAAUUAAAUCAUCAAAGUGGGUGUGUGUGUCCUUGCUUUGGACAAGACAAUGUGAAAUAAGUUCAUUUCUUUUGAGGCAGCUUCUGACACAUAUUCUUCAUAUACGUGAGAUGUAUUAGAGUAUUACCCUGUGUAUUUUCACUGUUUGUAAACCAAGAGGCAGUAUUUUAGCCAUGAUACUCAAGCCCUUUUUUCAAUAAAGUCAUACGAAAUA
Molecule: messenger RNA, 3405 nt
Organism: Toxotes jaculatrix (banded archerfish)
Lineage: Eukaryota; Metazoa; Chordata; Actinopteri; Toxotidae
Gene: cxcl12b
Product: chemokine (C-X-C motif) ligand 12b (stromal cell-derived factor 1)
Exons: 4
Coding region: 85-393 (102 amino acids)
Biological process (GO): immune response; axon guidance; positive regulation of cell migration
Cellular component (GO): extracellular region
Molecular function (GO): chemoattractant activity; chemokine activity
Source: RefSeq, a predicted model, not a curated record